Eurytemora carolleeae is the source of this 797-nucleotide messenger RNA. RefSeq names its product chlorocatechol 1,2-dioxygenase. The coding region runs from base 196 to 705 and encodes 169 amino acids. Lineage: Eukaryota; Metazoa; Arthropoda; Copepoda; Calanoida; Temoridae. The transcript has 9 exons. Gene Ontology annotation, molecular function: oxidoreductase activity, acting on single donors with incorporation of molecular oxygen, incorporation of two atoms of oxygen; ferric iron binding. The record is from RefSeq and is a predicted model, not a curated record.
UUGAUAUUUCAAACUUAGAUUAUUUUAUCUACCAGAAUUCAUAGUUUGAAAUAUUUAAGGUCUAGACAUUGGGAUGCAUGAGUCAGGGAUAAGAAAAUCCUAAUUGUGUGUUUUCGUGGAUAAUCUCUUUAAUUCUAGUUAGGCCUGGUUGAAUGUCAUGCUUGACUUGCAUUUAAGAAUAGAUUUCAUGACAAUAUGUUGUCUCGGAUAUUUUAUUGGAAGCUGUUGAUUUCACAGUUUUUACUGUUUACAGAUGCAGCAAGAGUCAACAGGAAGCAAUGUACACCAACUCAGAAUGAUGUUGAAGGCCCAUUUUUUGUAGAAAAUGCUCCAACAGAAACAGCUAUAGCCCCGGAGGCUCAGUUAAGGGAUGCAACGGAGGCUGUUAAAAUCUUUGGCCAGGUGCAGAGCUGUGAGAAUGAAACUUUUGGUAACCGUCCAAAAAAAAUUCGGAAAAAAGGAGCUACAGUAGAUAUCUGGUAUGCAGGUAAAGAUAAAAGUGGAAAUAAAGUUGCCUACACCUUCCCUCCUAACUAUCUCUGGUUUAGAGGACAAACUCAAUCUAAGAAGGAAGGUGUUUAUGAAUUCCAAGCAACAUUUCCUGGUGUUUACGAUGCUAGACCUAUAGUGCAUUAUCAUAUCAAGAGCGUACUCUCAGAAAGUGUUUCAACUACAGGGUGUCCCACGAAAAAUGACAUUGGAUGAAAAGUUUCUUCUAUAUACUGUUUAAGAUAUUAAAGACUUUUUGCAGUUCAUUUCGUUAAAAACCUUUUACUUUGAAAUAAAUUUAUAUAUAG